AUGUACGAAGGGAUUGACAACCUGAAAUCCCUUUACGACCGUGCCGGGAAGACUUUCUCCGGCGGUCCUUCUGCGGCACAGGAUGUGUCGCGUCGUACUGCUCGACCAGACCCAGUACGUCAACCAUCAAUUGGGAGCGGGGCUCCCAAGAAUCCCAGGACGGGGGAUAGCCGCGCCACCGGACGAGGUAACUCGUCCGACGUCCGUUCACGUCGCGGUGGUUCAACAGCUGCUCUACCAGAUAGCGCUGGCCACCGCGAGAGUCCUCUAAUGGAGGUGGAGGAGGAGGAAAGACGCUCUCCACACGAUCAUGUGGAUCGGUGUGUUCCCGAGAGCUUCUUUGAUCGCGUAACGCAAGGGUUACGCGACGAUCUCGAGCAUGAGCGGAAUAGGCGUCUCCAGAUGGUGGACACUGCCUCGAAGCAUCGAGCUGAGUUUGCCUUUGCUCAGCUUGAGAACGAGAGAUCUCUGACAUCUCUUCGUGACGAGCUAAGGGUAGCUCGUGGGAUUGUUGAUCGGUCUCAGGCUGAGAUAACUGCUCUUCAGACCCUUGUUGAUGCCCACCAUCGGGAGCACAAGGCUCUCUGCGAGAUGCUUGAGCGCAAGGGCGUUCUUCAUCGGAAGAAGCAGCGUACUGAUGGUACGGCUUAA
Peronospora matthiolae is the source of this 651-nucleotide messenger RNA. NCBI's taxonomy places the organism in Eukaryota, Oomycota, Peronosporomycetes, Peronosporales, Peronosporaceae. The record is from the annotation of a GenBank genome assembly.